Molecule: messenger RNA, 914 nt
Organism: Ceratotherium simum simum (southern white rhinoceros)
Lineage: Eukaryota; Metazoa; Chordata; Mammalia; Perissodactyla; Rhinocerotidae
Source: RefSeq, a predicted model, not a curated record
UCUGCAACUAUUUAAUUAUAAAGCUGUCAGUGAGGCACAACUUUAGAAAUAUUUUAAUAGAAAUGUCAGUUGGAAUGAAGGUCUCCUUUCUAGUCAUGACAAUAGGAGAACUCAUCUUAGGAAUGCUGGGAAAGGGGUUCAUUGGACUGGUAAACUGCAUCAAAUGGGUCAAGAAUGGGAAGAUCUCAUCAGGUGAUUUCACCUUUACCAGCUUGGCUAUGGCCAGAAUCAUUCAACUGUUGGUACUAACAGAUUGGUUAACUACCUGGUUUGCCGCCUGCCUAAGCAUUUUGUUCUUCCUCAAGAUAGCCAAUUUCUUCCACUUCUUUUUCAUCUGGCUAAAGUGGACAGUGAAGAGAGUGAUUCUUGUACAUUUCCUGGAAUCUUUCUUCUCAUUGUCUGUUAACCUCUUAAUGCAGGAUGCUCUUAGUGAGUUGUGGAUGAAUACCCAUAGACUACAUGAAAGACACAUGACUUUGCAUUUAGAUGUAAAUAAAAUUUCCUAUUUUAAAAGCCUUCUUCUUAGCUUGACUUAUGUUACCCCUUUUCUUCUAUCCAUCACCUCUUUGAUCCUUUUAUUUCUGUCCUUGAUGAGAUACACCAAGAAUUUGCAGCUCAACCUGAUGGGAACAGGGGACUCCAGCACAGAGACCCACAAAAGGGCCAUGAAAAUGGUGACAACCUUCUUCCUCCUCUUCAUCAUUGACUUUAUUUCCACUCUAAUAGCAAGGUGGAUCUUCCUUAAGGUACACAGGUAUCAGGUUAUGAUGUUUGUCAUGGUGAUUUCAACUACCUUUCCCUCAGACCACUCAUUUAUCAUAAUCUUGAGCAACAGCAAGCUAAGAUAGAUCGCCUUAGACUGCUGUAGCAUCUUAAAUUAUCACUUGAGAAAAGCAAAACUUUUAGAUUCAUAG